Messenger RNA from Gaeumannomyces tritici R3-111a-1, 2107 nucleotides. RefSeq lists its product as hypothetical. The transcript is spliced from 2 exons. The record is from RefSeq and is a predicted model, not a curated record. NCBI's taxonomy places the organism in Eukaryota, Fungi, Ascomycota, Sordariomycetes, Magnaporthales, Magnaporthaceae. The coding region runs from base 572 to 1945 and encodes 457 amino acids.
CGUCAAAGCCACAUUUUUCCACUUGGAAGGGCGAAUUACUGAUGCAAAAGAGCCCAGAUAUGCCGUCCUCCCGCUUCCAUGUCCCUUGAAUCAAAUUAAUCGCAGAUAUUUCUGGUCUAGUGACCAACUGCAGGCGGGCCCUGCAUUGUGCCCAGGUGCCCCAGCCCAAUCGCCCUGUCUGGCCCGCACUCGGGAGGCUGAGGUAGUUCUCAAUUUGGUUGUCGCAGGGUGGCGUCUUGCCCAGACUUUUGUCGCGUCGUCAUCGCGCCAUCCCCCAACCUGGUUAACCUCAUUCGAAUUGGGAUUGAGGUUCCAGCAGGUGCUUUCUUGGUCAUCCCGCCGGUCCAGGGCAGAUCUGAAUAUUGAUCGUUGCCAAUCCUUCUUGUCCUGCUUCGACUUGCUUUGUUUGUUAUUCUGUAAUUCUUGCCGCCGCCGGCCCCUGUUAUCAGUAUUAAUCGCGUCCGUUUGUUUCGGCGGUUUGUUGUCGGCCUCUCCACCGGACACCCGCGAUGCAGUUGGUGUCUUUGACGCCGCUCUCCAGACAGUUUUGAUCCGCCCGAUUCCGUGAGACAUGACAAAGUCCAGGAUACUGAGGCCUCAUACGUCGCGACGAGCCUCUAUCCCGAAAGACAGUGAUUUUGAUCACGAGAUAGCCCUCGUCGAGGAGGACACCCAUCUUGAGAGCAGCGCUAGUCCUGAGCCCGCCGAUCCGGGGAUUGGACCAUCAACACCUUCGGCAGAUGCUCCUCCUGCAACCACGGGGAGACGUGCAUCCUCUGCCUCCAACCGCCCGCAAUCGUCAGAUGGCGACCGCCCACUGUCGCCAAGGUCCCAUCGGCGCAGCAACGUGGGAGCGAAAGCAGCACCGACAAUAGCAGUAGAACAACCAACACCCUUUGAGCCAGCAGUUUCGACAUUGGCACAUCGUGAUGGGACAGGCUUCUCACGGGAAGUCAACUCGGCCAUCGAUAUCCUCUACGAAAACGAGCGCGGCGCCCUGUGUUGCGGCCGCCCGCUCUUCGCGUCCCAGGCGCUGGGGAACCUCGAUCCCCCUGCUUGGACAAACGUAGCGCACAAGCCGAGUCCCACGGAUAUCCGAACGGCACAGGUCCCAGACCCCAGCUGGGAUUGGGCGUGGCCCGAGUGGCGGGUCAACCACGAGGAGCAGGGCACGGAUAAGGAUGGAUGGGAGUACUCGUUCGCUUUUCACAAAAAGUUCUCAUGGCACGGUCCAAAGUGGUGGAACUCGUUCGUCCGCAGGCGCGCCUGGACCCGCCGGCGCGUCAAGAAGGACCAGAUCCGCCAGGCUCACGGCGGUAGCCUACUUCAACCUGAGUAUUUCACCGUCAGGUCCUCGGCCGAGAUGGCUCGCCGUCGUAGCUCCGCCGAGUCUAGUGGGCUAGGCAGCAAACGCGGAAGCAUGAUGAGCGUCAGUAUAGCCUCGCAAGCGACAGGGGGCGCGGACGCCGAAAAGCCUGACAUCAGAGACGUCCAAGAGCUGCUGCUGGCCCUGCGAGCCUGCCGCAUCGAUAGAGAGAAGAUCGAGGCGCUGGAGAACUACCUCGAGAACGGAGACGAGGACGAUCUCGUCAACCUGGAAGCAAAGAUGCCAGAGGUCAUGGGCUUCUUCGUCUUUCAGACCUCCCGCCGGCUGUUGGUGCAGCGACUCACCGAACUGCACGAUCAAACGCAGGCGGAGGCGGGGCAGCAAAAGGAUGAGGCGACAAGAUCGAGCAGGGCCGUGGCAACGGAAGAAGCCCUCGCGGCUGCUCUCAGGCGCGCGGACGAGGAAGUAAAACGCCUCGAGUAUUGGAGCGAUGUUAAGGAGGUGGCCGAGACGGGGCACUCGCACGGUGCUGUCGACGGCAAAUGCGGAUGGGAUGAUUCGUGGGAGGGUGUCGACAACAGUGGCCCAGCCGCCCCAGACCCGCAGGCGAAGAAGUAGGACAUGAUCAACAUGAUCAGGAAGCUGUCCGCUAAUCAUUGGAUAUACUAGUCAUAUAUUGCUGUUAUUGUAUCCUCGCUGUAUGCCCUGUCUACUCAUUAAUACAGCCAAAAAUGGUAAGCAGUAUGGGCACUGUGCGGGGUUUCUGCCACAUUUGACCGC